GGCCGACGAGCAGCGGAGCGGCCCCACGGACACCAACGUGGUGCUGCGCUCGGACGGGCGCAUCGUGUGGGACGCGCCGGCCAUCACCAAGAGCUCCUGCAAGGUGGACGUGUCCUUCUUCCCCUUCGACGGGCAGCAGUGCCGCCUCACCUUCGGCUCCUGGACCUACGACGGCAACCAGGUGGACCUGCGCCACCGGCUGGAGGCGGGCGACCUCACGGACUUCGUGGAGAACGUGGAGUGGGAGGUGCUGGGCAUGCCGGCCACGCGCAACGUGGUCACCUACGGCUGCAUGCCGCCGGCCGAGAGCGUGCCGCUCAUCGGGAAGUACUACAUCGCCACCAUGACCAUGAUCACGGCCUCCACGGCGCUCACCAUCUUCGUCAUGAGCAUCCACCACUGCGGCCCCGGCGCUCGGCCCGUGCCGCGCUGGGCCCGCAGGCUCAUCCUGCACUACAUGGCCCGCGUCUUCCUGGUCUACGAGGUGGGCGAGAGCUGCAAGGGUCCCCACAGAGCCAACACGGAGGAGCCCGGUGGCACCGGCAAUGGGACGGGCAGGGCGGAGGAGCGAGCCGGGGCACGGGGCUGCACUUGCCCCCACGGGAGCCUCCUGAGCAGCGUGGGCUACAUCGCCGGGUGCUUCCGCGAGCAGCGCGCGGCCCAGCGCCGCGCCAGCGACUGGAAGAGGGUGGCCAAGGUCAUGGACCGCUUCUUCAUGUGGGUCUUCUUCGUCAUGGUCUUCCUCAUGAGCGCGCUCAUCGUGGGCAAGGCCGUGUGA
This is a messenger RNA of Tinamus guttatus (white-throated tinamou), 778 nucleotides long. The record is from RefSeq and is a predicted model, not a curated record. NCBI's taxonomy places the organism in Eukaryota, Metazoa, Chordata, Aves, Tinamiformes, Tinamidae.